AUGUUUAAAAGAGCAUUAUACACCCAAUUGAGAUCGCUGAGUAGAUUGAUAACUGCUUCAUUAUUAAGACCAGUACCAAGAGCUGUUCUGUGUAAUGUUAUAACUAUUAAAAGAUUUCAAUCAAUUGGUAGAAUUAAUCCUAAUGAAGGUGAGCUCAUGAUUCAAUUUACUUGUAAUAUCUGUGAUAAGAGAUCUAGUCAUACUAUGUCAAAACAAGCUUAUCAAUAUGGUACCGUUUUGGUUCAAUGUCCAUCAUGUAAAUCUAGACAUUUAAUUGCUGAUAAUUUAGGAUUUAUAGAUAGAGAGAAGUUUAAUUUACAAGAUUACUUGAAAGAGAAAGGAGAAUCAAUUGAAACUAAUCCAAAUUCAACUGUUUUAGAAUUUAAAAGUAUUCCUGAUAAUUUAAAACAAACUGUUGAAGACAUGAGAAAGGGUACACCAACUGAGGAAAUGAAAUUACCACCACCUAAAGAUAAAAAUAAGUAA
Molecule: messenger RNA, 486 nt
Organism: Insectozyma verbasci
Lineage: Eukaryota; Fungi; Ascomycota; Pichiomycetes; Serinales; Debaryomycetaceae
Source: the annotation of a GenBank genome assembly